Molecule: messenger RNA, 4431 nt
Organism: Nematolebias whitei (Rio pearlfish)
Lineage: Eukaryota; Metazoa; Chordata; Actinopteri; Cyprinodontiformes; Rivulidae
Gene: zc3h18
Product: zinc finger CCCH-type containing 18
Exons: 19
Coding region: 288-3719 (1143 amino acids)
Molecular function (GO): metal ion binding
Source: RefSeq, a predicted model, not a curated record
UCGAUUGUUAAUGACGCUGAAGUAACGCGUUUCAUGCGCCGUGCGGGAUCAUUUAUUCCCUCCGCUGCAGCGGCCGAAAUAAACUGGGGAAAUAGUGACCGUAGUGCUGUGAAAGCCGGUGUCCGUGGGAGGGGGUCGCCGUUACUGCAGCUGCGCCGUCAGUAAAGUGCUCCGGGUCGGCCAGGUGAAUGAGAAUGCGUGCUUGUUAGCGGCUAGCUGUUAGCUUAGCUUCAGGGAGGCUAACGUUGUUAACGUAAAGACGGCGGACGUCCCGCCGGAUCGGCUCGAUGCUAAUCGGCAAAUAUUCUUCAAUGGAUACUCCUGAAAGCCCGAUGCAGUCUCCUCAGUCUCCUGAGGAGGAGGGGAGGGGUCUUUCUGACAGUGAACUGCUGCAGUCUCCCGAUGAAGAAGAGGACAGGGUCAUCUCUGACAGUGAGCUACUCCACAGGGAUGAAAAUGGAGGCCUCAUUGAGGAAGAUGAAUCUGUAGAAAGCCAUGGAAGAGGUUUGAACUUUGAGGACGAGGUGGUCCCUGACUUUAUCUCUGAUGCAGAAGAUGAAGAACCGGUGGGAGAGGCAGAGGGGAUGGUGCAGGAGGAUGAGACCAUUGUGUUCAUGGAGGGGGAUGAUGAUGAUGAUGUUCCACAUGGGGAGCAGUUAGAUGAGGAAGAGGAUGGAGUUGCUGACACUCCGCUGUCUCCGGACUCCGACUCAGAGCAGGUCCGGCACUUCAACGAGUCUGAAGAAGAUGGAGAAGAUGGGUACAGUAAAGAUGUCUCAAUAGAGCGAGGAGCAGCAGAGGUGGGUGAUGAAGAGGAGGAGGAAGAUAAAAAUAAGGAGGAGGAGGAGGAAAUGAGGAGAGCUGAAGAGAGGAGAAGAGCUGCUGCAGUGAGGGAGAUGAAAGACGACUCGGCCUCCGCGUCUCGUGAGCUGGAUGAGCACGAGCUGGAUUACGACGAGGAAGUACCCGAAGAGCCUAGCAUCCCUGCACACGAUGAAGAGGAAGAUGAGGAAGACCCAAAAGUGGAGGGAGGGGAGGACAAGGAGGAGCAGCAGGAGAGCCGAGAUAAAAUCAGAAAGGAGAAGAAGCCAAUCCUCCCUCCAUCUCCUAAAGACAGCAAGUCAAAGAGGACGGACGACUCCAGAGGACCCGAGAGGCUCCGCAGAGAUUCAUUCAGAGACAAGAAGAAGGAUGAAGAUGAUGGAGAGAUUGAUGAAGGAGAGAUUGAUGACGAUGACCUGGAGGAGGGAGAGGUCAAAGAUCCUUCAGACAGGAAGAUCCGCCCUCGCCCCAUCUGCAGGUUCUUCAUCAAAGGAAACUGUACGUGGGGAAUGAACUGCAGGUUCAUCCACCCUGGCUUCAAUGACAAAGGGAACUACUCCCUCAUCAGUAAACCAGACCCUUUCUCUUCUAAUGGAGCUCCACCCGGAGGACCAAACCCACUGAUACCCAGCAACCCCUGGGCCGGUCCUGCGGUGGAGGAACUCCCUCCUCCGCCUCCACCAGUGGAACCUCCUGUGGAGAGCGCCUGGGAGCGAGGACUGAGGCACGCCAAAGAGGUCCUGAAGAAGGCCAACAUCCGUAAGGAGCAGGAGCCCGACUUUGAGGAAAAACGUUUCAAUGUGACAAUCGGGGAGGAUGAGAAAGAGUUGGACAAAGAGAACGAGUUCUUCAGGGAACGCAGCUACCACAUCAUCAGAGAUGAAAUGGACUUGAGAGAUCCUGUUUAUGGCGAUCCUUAUGCUGACCCUUACUAUGAUUAUGAGAUGGAGGCCUUAUGGCGGGGGGGUCAGUAUGAAAACUUCAGAGUUCAGUACACAGAAGGUCCUCUGCCCUACCACUUCACUGAGCGUGACCGCGAGCGGGAGCUCCGCGAGCGCCACAGAGACCGCGAGCGCGAACGAGAUCACCGCGAGCGGGAGCGGCGCCAACGAGAGAGGGAGAGGGAACGGGAGCGGGAGCGCGAGAAGGAGAGGCUGAGACGGAAGGAGGAGUGGGAGCGGGACCGGCUGAAGCGAGACGAGAAGGAGAGGCCGAGGAUUCGUCCUCCUCGAGAUGCCAGGGAGAAGAAGGAGGACGAGAAGGUGAAGCCCCGCUCCCCCCUCAGCCUGCCACCAAACAGGCUGAUAGAACCUCCAUUUAAGAAGGACAUGGGUCCAGUUAUGAGGAGACCAGACGAGUGGAAGGACCCGUGGCGCCGGUCCAAAUCUCCCCGCAGACGUCCCGGGAUGGGCUCUCCACCUCGAGGCCGUCGGCGUCAUCGCCCCUCGGGCUCCUCAGUUUCUCUGUCCAACUCCUCCAGGUCUUCAUCACGCUCUUCGUCCUACACGGGCUCCGGGACGUCUCGGUCCCGCAGCCGCUCCUCCUCAUUUUCUUCCUACUCCAGUCACUCCUCCCAGCACAGCUCCUUCAGCGGCAGCCGCUCUAGAUCUCGAUCCUUCUCCUCGUCCCCUUCACCGAGUCCAGCAGCUCCGAAGACCGCCAAGAACAAACCGGAAGCCCCCCCUGUGUCAGCUAAAAGCAUGCCUCCAAAACCAGGCCCGGUACCGCCUCCUCGCAGAGACAAGCCACCUUUGAAGAAGGCUCCCAGUCCUCCUGUCCCCAGUGGACCUCAGAACAGGUCCGCCAAACCCACGACAGAGGGAGGCAAGCCUCCGCCCAAUCCAAGAGAGGCGGUGGAUACAAGUGCUGGCCCAGGAGCCGGUGGGGCGGGCAGACCUGCCCCACAACGAGAACCAGGGAGACCCCCGAACCCCCGAGAGGGCAGGCAGAGGGAGCAGCAACAGCAUCCUCCUCGCAGGAGAACCGUGAGCGGGAGUGUGAGUGGAAGCGGCAGUAGUUAUACUGGUUCUAGCUCCAGAUCCUCUUCUAAUUCUCUGUCACGCUCGCGCUCCGGAUCCAGGAAAUCCAGAUCUCUGAGCGUGAGCAGCGUGUCGUCAGUGUCGUCGGUGUCGUCCAGCAGCAGCUCGGUACGCAGCGCCGAUUCGGACGAUAUGUACGCUGACCUGGCCAGCCCGGUGUCAUCGGCCAGUUCCCAAUCGCCCACACCGAAUCAACCCCGCAGGGAGCGAGUUCCUGCACGGGACCGGUCCCCAGUGGGACGGGACAAAAACAGAGAGAGACCGUCAAAGAAAGACGAGUCUUUCAGGGACGAGCGCAGGAAAAUGGACCAGUCGGGGGCCCCGCCCAGAGGGGCAAACCCUGUCCCCAGGUCAGGACCUGGGAACAGGGGCAGCCACCCGGUACACCCGAGACCCGGCAACAUGGGCCCCCCUGGAAACUACGGAGGUUCAGGCUCCCAUAAAGACAUCAAACUGACCCUCCUCAAUAAGCAGCAGGGAGACCGAGGCAGCAGGAAGCGGUACCUCCCUUCAGACAAAGACCUGCCCGGUUCCCCCGCCAGUAAGAGAUUGGCCAUGUCUCCAGACAGAGGACGGGAUAAAAGAAUUCCUGGGCGGCCCCUACAGCCCCCCCAGAUGGAUCGGUCCAGAGGGCAGGGACCUCGCCCGGCGCCACCCCAGGAAAGAAAACGCCCUCUGUCUCCGCCCCCCAAGUCAUCUGGGAAAGGCCCGGCGAUGCCUUCGAGCAGGCCGCCGGCUCCGGCUGCCGGCUCCGGCAAACCCAGCAACACGCUGUCCCGCCGUGAGGAGCUGCUGAAGCAGCUGAAGGCCGUGGAGGACGCCAUCGCACGGAAACGAGCCAAGAUUCCUGCCAAAUAAACGGGAGGUUCAGCUGCUCGUCGGGUCUACGUGAGGCCGAUUCCGAGGAUGGAAGGACGACACGUUUGUUUUUUAUUUUACUUUUCUUUCCCGUCAGCCCUCUGUGGAGCUGCACACGUGCAGGGAAGCUAACACGAACACGAAGCAGCUGCCAGGACAACCAUCCUGUUCGGUUGUGACGAACAAGAUGGCGGCCAAAUAUGUUCCACUUUAGGGCGUAAGCCUGACCUUUGACCCCCUCGGAAGCCUUUCAGAGUCUGGGGACAGGCUCGACGACGGUUCGAAGCAGGGAGCGAUGGUACACUGCAGCGGAUCACCGGCUGGAUGCUUCUUCCACAUACGACGAAAGCAGACUUCUUCCUCCUGAACCUCCAUUUGAUCGCCUCCUUCCUGCGAGUGGGGGGGGUGGGGUGCUCCGCUCUGCAGCACUUCACCAUGCGUCUCCAUGAGCCCGUCUGCGCCGGGCUGCCGUACGGCGUCUGGGUUGCGUUCAGGACGGUUUGUACAGAACCAGCUUCCAGUGUCUGAUCAUUUACAGCAGUGAUGUGAGAUGUUCAUUUUUAUGCUUUUCAGCCGUUUCCUCCUGGAGUGAUGAAGCAGUGUUUUAUUUGUCUCUUUUAGUUGGACAGGUGGAACGGAGACAUUGAGACGAGCGUUGUCGGUCUUUUUUGUGACAAAAAAACCCAUUCUAAAUAAACUAUUUUGAUAAAGA